CCGCGGGGCUCGAUCGGGCAACGGCGGUGGCAGCGGCAACUAGUCCUCCUCCUUCCUCAUCUCUUUGCUCUUCAUCUUCCUCCUCCUUUCCUUCCCGGCUGUGUCUCGUCCACUUACCCUAACGGCAGCCCCGAUCCUACGUAAAGGCAUGACUUUCCGGUACCGCAGGGAAAACAGGGUGCAAGCCCAGAAACUAUUUCCCCAUCACCACUUGUUGAAAAACUGACUUGGAGGCAUCUCCGGGUUUGAACAAACGGAAAGUACCAGGGAUUGAUGCGCCUCUAGUUUUGCUUGGAGACCCUUCACUACUAAGUAUCAAGACGAAAAGAACUGGAAACUAAUCAGAUCCUUAUUCGAAGUCAGAAUGGAACGAUUUGUAGUGACAGCGCCGCCUGCUCGAAACCGUUCUAAGACUGCUUUGUAUGUGACUCCCCUGGAUCGAGUCACCGAGUUUGGAGGUGAGCUGCACGAAGAUGGAGGAAAACUCUUCUGCACUUCUUGCAAUGUGGUUCUGAAUCAUGUUCGCAAGUCUGCCAUUAGUGACCACCUCAAAUCCAAGACUCAUACCAAGAGGAAGGCAGAAUUUGAAGAGCAGAAUGUGAGAAAGAAGCAGAGGCCCCUGACUGCAUCUCUUCAGUGCAACAGUACUGCGCAAACAGAGAAAGUCAGUGUCAUCCAGGACUUUGUGAAAAUGUGCCUGGAAGCCAACAUCCCACUUGAGAAGGCUGAUCACCCAGCAGUCCGUGCUUUCCUGUCUCGCCAUGUGAAGAAUGGAGGCUCCAUACCUAAGUCAGACCAGCUGAGGAGAGCAUAUCUGCCUGAUGGAUAUGAGAAUGAAAAUCAACUCCUCAACUCACAAGAUUGUUGACAAGGAGGUUACCACCAUUGUGAUCAAGAUAAAUAAUGUGGAGUAUUAAAGUUAUGUGUUAUUGUGUGGCUCAUUUUUAUAUUUAUUUCAUUAAAAUCAUGUGAUGCAGAAUAGUUUUGCAAUAUGUAUAUAGCUGCAGGAAAAAAAAAUACUGCAAAACUUACUGUUAAUUUUAGUCACCAACGGUAUACAGUAAAACUUAGGUUUAGAAUGUGCUAGGAUAUCUGAAACCUGAUGGUUAUCUUCAAAAUUGAUGGUUUUUCUCCUGAAAUGUGCAUGGAAGAACUGCCCUGCUAUUUUACCCUGUUGCCGUGUAUGACUAUUCCUUGUGAGGUUACUUAAUUAUUCUGAUUGAAGAUUGGCUUAGGAAAUUGAAGCUGCUGCCAGGCGACACCACUCAUAGUAACUUAAAGGAAUUGUUUCUGAUUACAGGAUCCUCUUCAAAAAGGAAGGGGUGGGAGGAAACUGUUCUUAUAUCUUCAAAUCCAUAGCAGAAAUGACUGUGUUUAUCUAUUUCAAACUAUGGUUUGCUUGUAUGUGAUGUUUAACUAUCCUUCAGUUCCUCACUGUCUUUUUUUUCCCCUUUUUAAAGGCUUGUUGUAUUUAGUAGCAGCUUCGACUGACCAAAAAAGGAGCCCUGGUGGUGCAGUGGUUAAGUGCUCAGCUGCCAACUGAAAGGUCAGCAGUUCAAACCCACCAGCUGCUCCAUGGGAGAAAAAUGUGGCAAUCUGCUUCCGUAAAAAGAUUUACAGUCUCGGAAACCUUAUUUGGGGCAGUUCUACUCUGCCCGAUAGUGUGGCCGUGAGUCAGAAUCAACUCACCGGCAGUGGGUUUGGUUUGGGUUUGGUCAGGUGACCAAAAGACUAAAAUCUUUCCUUUAAUGUCAGUGCCAAAAGCCUUGGGAAUUUUUGCAGUGACAAGAUUUUAGUCUCUUAACGAUAAACACUUUUUAACUAUAGCUUUUAUUUUAAGCGUCAUCUUGAAUUUGCAAACAUUUUUUAUGUCUUGGUAUUAAAAGAAUCCAAGAUUGGCAAGGUAGACAUUUUAUGGUGGAGUUUCCUGUUUCUACAGAGAAUUAGUAAAUACUUUUUGGCUGACAGAUCAGAUAAUAAUAUGGAAAUUAUUUUCCGUACAUUAAUUUUUUCAUAUGAUUUUAUAAGAUUAUUUAGGUAAAUAGACAAGGGACAAUUUCAUUCUUAACCUUCUUUGCCUCUGGUGGUACAGGUUUUGAAACAUGAUAGUAAACAACUCGAGAAAUUCUGGCAAGAUUUUUGUAGUGAAGAUCUGGCAGUAUCCUGCAUAACUAUUUGGAAGGGGAAAAUAAUCAGUUCUGAUAAUGGUCAACCAUGUUCAGGAAAUGAUUUCUCUGAACCUUACUAUUCUGGAAGGUUAUCAAAGUAGCUUAGUCCAGCUAAGUCCUCUCCAUCAGAGACCUAAAUUAUAUUUUUAAAAAUAAUAACAAAAAACUUGGAUUAGAGCUUUAAAAAAAAAAAAGUUCUUUGAAAAUAUUCAAGUUAAGAAUAUUUAUAAAAUAUAUUUCUAUUACAAAGCACUGACAAAUGAUUCCCUGUGUGACUUGGAGUUAUCUUUGAGGUCAUUUUUACUACAAAUCUUCAUUUGAAAAGCCGAAGUCGAAGUCAAUAGGAAAAAGCUUAGAUUUUGUAUUUUUUGGAAACAAUUUUCCAUAUCUAAGUUGCUUUUACAGACUUAAGUUCCUAGUUCAUGUUGUCAAAGUGGCCAUCUCAUUUUAGAUUUUAUGGUCUUUAAUUUUCAAUAAGCCUGC
This is a messenger RNA of Trichechus manatus latirostris (Florida manatee), 2651 nucleotides long. It is a transcript of the gene CGGBP1, whose product is annotated as CGG triplet repeat binding protein 1. The record is from RefSeq and is a predicted model, not a curated record. Gene Ontology annotation, cellular component: nucleus. Gene Ontology annotation, biological process: regulation of transcription by RNA polymerase II. The transcript has 3 exons. Gene Ontology annotation, molecular function: double-stranded DNA binding. The coding region runs from base 365 to 868 and encodes 167 amino acids. Lineage: Eukaryota; Metazoa; Chordata; Mammalia; Sirenia; Trichechidae.